AUGACUGUUAGUGCAGCACGUCUUAGAAAUAUUUUUCAAACGGCAUAUCCCAAUGACUAUUUUUAUGUAUGCAAAUUUACAGCACCUGGUGGGUCGUCGUCAUAUGAAGGUCAAAUAUUAUUAAAUGUUCAAUUGGGUGAUCAAGAUUGGUUGAGAGUUUACAAAUUAUCAAAAUCUUCAGGAUUACCUGUGAAUACUGAUGAUAUCAAACGAAAAGCAUUUCCUUUUGUUUUUGAUACAAAAGGUAUAACAAAUAAUGAAAAAAGACGUGAUCGAAUUCGUAAUAGUCUGAGAAGUGUAUUUCCACAUCAUCACAUCCAUGUGAUUAUUUACAAUGAUGCUUGGGAGAGUGCUUCAUCUGCUAAAGGUUCGGCCUCAUUUAUGAAUGAGUAUGGCUCGGAUGUUUGCGUUAUUUUGAGUUAA
Messenger RNA from Rotaria sordida, 423 nucleotides. NCBI's taxonomy places the organism in Eukaryota, Metazoa, Rotifera, Eurotatoria, Philodinida, Philodinidae. The record is from the annotation of a GenBank genome assembly.